This is a messenger RNA of Malassezia pachydermatis, 576 nucleotides long. RefSeq lists its product as hypothetical. The transcript has a single exon. The coding region runs from base 1 to 576 and encodes 191 amino acids. Lineage: Eukaryota; Fungi; Basidiomycota; Malasseziomycetes; Malasseziales; Malasseziaceae. The record is from RefSeq and is a predicted model, not a curated record.
AUGCUGCUCGCGGCCAAGGGAUGCGCGCCUGUGUUGCUGCUGGUCAUUUCUGUACGGGGUUUCUCGGCUGUGGAUUGCGAUGCCGUGGAGGGCAGACCACCUAAGAGCGCUGAGACGAGCUCCUGCGAUGCCUCAGUCGACGUAUCGAGCUUCGGCCGCUUGGGCGCUCGUUCUUCAUCGUCGCUCUCAAUUGAGAUGGGGACAGAUGGAUCGGUUCCCGGUGCCUUGGAGGCUGGUUCCGGUUCACCUGUGGCAGCUGGCGUGGUAUCGAGCUUAGACGAUAGGUCUGAUGCUGAGCUUUCCAGUGGCCCCAGGUUGGCACUGGGCGUCGGCGUGGUGGUGGCAGCAGCAGCAGCAGCGGCGGCAGCAGCCGUCCAGUCUAGCGGCAUUGUGGAAAUCAUGCUGUACAGGUCCAAUUGCUCCAGCGGCGUCUCCAUUCCGACGACAGGCUCUGUGCCCGACGGUAACGAUACCGCAGGCUCUGUGUCCGUGGUGCCUGCCUGCUCCAGCAAGCGUUCCAGCCGUACUUGGGCACACAACAGUUGGUCACGGAGCGCUGACACGUUCUGGAUAUAG